Phalaenopsis equestris is the source of this 2305-nucleotide messenger RNA. Its product is annotated as probable Ufm1-specific protease. The coding region runs from base 66 to 2003 and encodes 645 amino acids. The record is from RefSeq and is a predicted model, not a curated record. Lineage: Eukaryota; Viridiplantae; Streptophyta; Magnoliopsida; Asparagales; Orchidaceae. The transcript has 15 exons.
UUAUAGAAUAACCGAAGCCAAAUUCUGAAGUGUGAACUUGUGGUUGGUCGACCGGCGAUCUGGCAAUGGGCGGAGACGGGAAUCUCCUGCGAGUUCUGUGCUCUAGGAGGACCCUGCUCUCCCCGAGGGAGAAUGGUCUUCGGUGGCUGAUCGGAGCUCCACUCUUCCUCCCAUCUUUCAACGUUGUUUCCUCCUUCCGAUGUAUCCACUACCUACAUGGCGAUCCUUGCUCCCCGGAUUUUACCCACGAAGCAGAUGAUAUCAGGACAUUACUUAUAAGAGGGUUUGAUAUAGUUGGAGCACUAUUGAUUAACGAUGGAGACUUGGAGUUUAAUGCUAGAAAGGCAGCAGAAGCUUCCUGUAUGAUUAGGAACUAUCUUUCAGUAAAUGCUGAACAUCAGUAUGUAAUUGGAGCAGCUGCUGAUUUAAGUAGUGAUACAAUUCAGUUUUUCAAAUAUGAAAUGGAAAAUUUUAAACAUGUUGAAUCAUUAAGGACCAUCUUAUUUGAAACCAAUCCUGAGAAGCUUGUCUGGGAGAAAGGUUGCCUUAUUAGAUGCGAGUUGGCUCUAAAGGUUCCCAUUUAUGCUCCUGAAAAAAUAACAUCAGAUAUGGAAGACUUGUGUUCUUCUUUGACUGAUCUUACUAUUGCUGAACUUAAAGACCCCAGUGCUGCAUUCCUGGUAGAAAGGCCUACUGUAAAUUCUGAUGAAACAUCUGCUUCCAUUGUUUUGCAUGGUUCGGAUCUUGAUUUUGGUAGAUCUAUUUCUGAAAAUUUGUCAUCAACGAACAAUCAGAAGGAACCAGAUAUAAAGGAUUUAGCUUGUUUUCAGUUUUGCUCGAAAAACCAGUCCUUUUCAUUUCCUUCAGCACAAGAGAAUGCAGAUGUUAUCCGGGUUACUAUGCUGUCUAAUCGAUCCAGGAAUAUUAUUAAAGCUGGUGCGCCCGUAGCAAAGUACUUCCCAGUAGCCGAACCUGCAAGUUGUGCAUAUGCUAAUUUCAUGCUAGAUGUGCUUUGUUAUUCUUCAAAACAAUGUUCGGUUGCUUCUGCUAUCUCCAAAUUGGUUGUGCCUGGUUUGAUUGACCAGUUAAUAACAAUGAAGGAUGCAAUCUCACCACAUCUUUUAACACAGCAUCCUCAGCUAAAGACCUAUCACUUUCUGCCCCCAGGCAUUUUACAUCCUAUAACUGCUAUAUAUGAUCUCAGAUACGGAGAAAAUGAAGUGGGGCAGCGUGAACUUAGGAGGUCUUUGCAUUCACGACUUGGAUUAUCUUUGGAUCGCCCUCUCUUGCGGAUUGCUAAUGCGUUAUCGUUUGACACAGAAGCCGACAACUUAAUGAGAAUUGGUUAUCCAUAUCUUAAAAAUGUACAUACCCAGAUUCCAGUUAGUGGUGUUUUUGAAGGCAUUGUUUCCUUGGUUGAUGGGUCUUACCAAUACUAUCAUUACCUGCUCGAUGGUAUGGAUGACAAUGGAUGGGGAUGUGCAUAUCGUUCUCUACAAACUAUCAUAUCUUGGUUUAGGCUUCAACAUUACACAUCAAUUGGCGUUCCUUCCCACAGGGAAAUUCAGCAGGCUCUUGUUGAUAUUGGCGAUAAGGAGCCCUCUUUUGUAGGAUCACGUGAAUGGAUUGGAGCAAUUGAGUUGGGAUUUGUCCUGGAUAAACUUCUUGGGGUUAGCUGCAAGAUUAUGAAUUUGCGGUCUGGGGCGGAGCUUCCGGAGAAAUGUCGAGAGCUUGCCAUGCAUUUUGAGUCACAAGGAACUCCUGUGAUGAUAGGUGGAGGUGUUCUUGCUUAUACGUUGUUGGGAGUUGACUACAAUGAAGCUAAUGGGGAUUGCGCCUUUCUUAUCUUAGACCCACACUACACAGGAAAUGACGAUAUAAAGAAAAUUGUAAAUGGUGGUUGGUGUGGGUGGAAGAAGGCCGUUGAUAGCAAGGGGAGGAGUUUCUUCUUGAAGGAUAAGUUCUACAAUCUUCUGCUACCCCAACGGCCUUACAUGGUUUGAAGCAUUCAAAAUUACACCAUGCUGAUAACACUGAUGAAGAUGAUAUGCUGAUUCCAGUAAUAUAAAUGGUUGAAUUUAAACUUUCAUCUGUUCAGGUGAGGCAAGGCUGGGGCAUGCUAUGUAUGUUGUAAUGGAUGCAAAGACCAUAUUCAUUAUGGUGCAAAUGCAAAUCAAUACGAGAUUGUGGGUGCAUUUGGAGAUAAUUGAUAGAAUAAAAUAUUUUGUUGUGAAUGAUUAUAAAAAUAUGAUGAGCCUUCUUAUUUAUGAAUGGGGAAAUAAUGUAAUUAUGAUAUUAUGGUGAA